GUAGGUGAACUUUUGAUUGCCAUAUUCCCCUAGUUUUAUUCCUGGCGAGCACUUAAUGCUAACCUAUGUAAAAAUUACUGCUGAUAUAAUUAUUUAGAACUCAAUGGUUGCUGAAGCAGACUCAAACUGGUCUAAAUGUGCUCUAAAUGCGCCUAAGCAAUCUCCAUUGGAUCGUUCAACUGUCCAUAAUUAUCUGCGCAAUCGGCAUAGAAGCUCAACCAAGCGGUAUGAAGAAUCGCGAAAAGAUCCAUUCCUUUCAGAACGAAAAUUCCGAGGCAAACGCCUGUGGAAAUACUUAUGCGAAACACAGAAUGAAGCGAUCAAAUCCUGAAGGCCUGCUGGAUGAAGAUCCCAAUGCUUCUGGCAUGCGCUUACAGCCAUCGGAUCAAAACACCUGCCAGAUGAGCCCCAAUCUCGGUGCCCAGAGCCUAUCCCCAGCUGUCCCCGUAUCCUCACUUUCGGACUUCUACCAAUCAAACUGGCAGCAGCCGCAACAGACGGAGUUGCAGAAUCAGCAGCAGCAACAGCCGCACGGCUUAGGCAGGAUGAGCCAGGGAACACCCAAUGCCUACUACGAGCACGAUGAGACUGAACAGAGGCGCCAGGAGCUGCGCAAUCUCGUCCAGCAUCUGUACGUGGCCCAGGCGAGAGUCCAACUGGAGGCCAUCGAGAUCAGGAAGGCACAAUCGGUGGCCUCAGCUGCACAGACGCAACUGGAGGAGUCGGCCAACCAUGUGCGCAGCAUCACCGCCUCCUUGCACACUGCCCAGCAGGAAGUGGCUGCCUCGGCGAUUCGGGCUCAGAUCGCGCAGCUUCAGCUGGCGGCCCAUGAUCAGCUGCUGUUCGCCGCUCGCCAGGAUGUGGACGCGCUCUCCUCGCAAAUGGUGGGUCUCCAGGCGGCGGAGGGCAUCGUCCAGCCGAAACUUACAGUGGAUCUCCAUGCUCUCCUGGACAAGCUGAAACAGCCACUCCAGCAGUAUGAUCGCCCCACAGCCGUUCCCCUUAUUGCACCUAGUCUGCCGGGAACAUUAAGCCAUCAGCAACAGAUGCUCUUGCAGCAGCAACAGAUGGGGCAGGUUCAAGAUCAAGGACCGAUCCAAGGACAGGGCCAAAACCAGGAUCAGGGACAGGGACCUGUGAAUCCCUCAAAUGGACCUACCCCCAACGAUUUCAUCAGCUUGCCUAGGGCUCAUCACUAUGCCAACAUGGAUUACACUUAGCUGCAGUUAAAUAUUCAUAAGAAUUACUCCUUCUAUAUUUUGUAUGUUUCCUUUGCCUAAAAUAGUAUAUUUGAUUUAAAUUUGUAA
Messenger RNA from Drosophila simulans, 1307 nucleotides. RefSeq names its product chromatin modification-related protein eaf-1. The coding region runs from base 147 to 1220 and encodes 357 amino acids. The record is from RefSeq and is a predicted model, not a curated record. Lineage: Eukaryota; Metazoa; Arthropoda; Insecta; Diptera; Drosophilidae. The transcript has 3 exons.